Drosophila persimilis is the source of this 1540-nucleotide messenger RNA. RefSeq lists its product as uncharacterized. The transcript has 2 exons. The record is from RefSeq and is a predicted model, not a curated record. Bases 72 to 1379 code for a protein of 435 amino acids. Lineage: Eukaryota; Metazoa; Arthropoda; Insecta; Diptera; Drosophilidae.
AAAUAAAUAUUCUAACAAACUGGAAACUAAACCUUGCCAUUGUUGAUGAGCCCAGCAAGAACACAAGGAGCAUGGAGCAGGGUGGUGACAAAAUAUAUGACGACUUCUUCAACGGCUUGCGCAGCAACAAUGGCCCACGGAACCUGAGCCAGAUUUUCGAGGAUGAUGUCAAGCCGCUGCAGAAUGAGUCCCGCAACAUGCGGUACCAACCAUCGUCGGUACUGAAGCACCAGCAGCGACAGCAACAUAAAAUUGAAAACAAAGAAAAGCCCAAGUCCGCUCUAAGCCAGAAGUGGAAUGUGGAGCCCGGCGUUUGGACCACUGUGAUAGCCAAGGUGGCGCACGCGUUCAGUGGCAGCAAUAAUAUGGGGCGCGUGGGCGUGGCACUUUCCCUGCACGGCGAUGGAAUCGCCAAGUUAAUUCUAUACAAGACAAAGAGCAAUGUGCUAGCCAGCGUGGUGCUAACGGAGGCGACCGCAUCUGUGAUUGAGCGCGAGUCCUACAUACAGUUUUACGCUGAUGACAAGCGCUUUUGGAGCCUGCGCUUCGACCUGGACGCGGAUGAGCAGGAUAUUAUCAAGGCGUUGCGCAAGUACGAUCUGCCAUUAACGUGUGACAGUGCCGCUUCCAGCUGUAGCUCGUCCUCGAUCUCCGAUCAAGACAAUAAGCCGGAGGCAAAUGUCAAAAAGAAGUCGACAACGCCGCAGCUUCAACUGCAGCCUCCCCAGCCACAGCCUCGGUCCCGUCUUGGUCCGAAUGUAAGCAAAACACAUCGCCCGUCCGAGGAGCGUCCAUUGGCAGACGAUGUUUUAAUGACACCGGUGCCGCGCGCCAUUGGGCUCAGUCGCAGCGGCAACUUGUUGCCGGUACGUCCAAACGAAGAGGAGAUUCACGAAAGCCUAAUAGUAUCCAAGAGGCUGGGGGACUCUGGCAACGAGAUGGACAAGAAAAUGGACACCAUACUGCAGGCGAUGCAUCUAUUGGUAAGCGGCGCUAGCAGCAGUACACAACUGAAUGAGAAGCAUCAGAUCACAAUGGUCGCCGGUUCGGAGAACUCGCAUGAAAGUGAGGACGAGCUGAUCGAGCUGGAGCAGAAGUUACUCAAUCUGAAGCGCGAGAAUCGCACACUUGUGAAGAGCCUCCGGGCCAAAGAGCAGGCGCUGGAAGAGUUGCGUACGACCAGCAGUGCUCUCGGCGAGCAAAACAAAGAGCUAAAACAGCAGAACACUGCUCUACUGGCGGCCAUGGCCAGCAAGGCGUACGAACAGGCCAACAGUACCUCCACUAGCUGCCUCAAUUGCGAGCAAUCCGCGAGCCUCAUAUCUGUGCUCAAGCGUCAGGUGGCGGCUCUACAGAGUGCCAUGGAGACGACGGCUUGAGCAGAUGCCGCUGGUGGUCACAGAAACAGACAUUAGAGAGAUCAAGCAAUGCUAUAUUUUCGUAUUAUGUUUUCCAAUGUAUUAAGCGUGCUUUUAGGAUAACGAUUCGUGUAUCCUUAUCCCCAUCAAAUAGAAUAUAUUUAUAUAUACACUAAGAGAAA